AUGGAGCACAACAACUCACAGGAAGCACUGCCCUCUGUGAUAGAGGGGAUGGAGGAGAGCGCGCUGCCCAGAAUAGACACCGCGUACGAGUUUAAGCAAAGAGGAGCAGAGAGCCUCAUUCCUCUGAUGGCAGAGGAGCUGGAGUCGCUAAAGAGAUACGAAAGAGCAAAACCUGAAGACUUGGAAAAGUUUUCAAAAAUAUUUUCGCGCUAUCUCAAAACAAGAUCAGACAAAAUUGAGUGGUCAAAAAUAUCUCCGCCCCCUGCAGAGAUGAUGGUGGAGUACGAAUCGAUAGUGGAUCCGCACAUCGACAAUGUUUCAGAAAUGCUGAAUAAGCUGGCUGUGCUAAAGCUGAACGGCGGUCUGGGCACUUCCAUGGGCUGCACGGGCCCCAAGAGCGCAAUAGAGGUGAAAGACUAUCUGAACUUCAUAGACCUCACAGUCAGACAGCUCGAGCAUUUCAACACAAAAUACGAUGCAACUGUUCCUCUGGUCCUAAUGAACAGCUACAACACGCACGCACAGACGAGCAAACUGAUCAGCAAAUACAAAAGUGUGUGGACAUUUGAGCAGAGUGCUUUUCCGAGAAUAUUUGCAGACACUUUGAUGCCUGCCCUUUCUGACUCUUCCGUUAAAGAGUCUGAGGGAUGGUAUCCGCCAGGACACGGCGAUCUUUUUGAGUCUCUGCAGGAGUCGGGAAUGCUUGACAAGCUGCUGGAAGAGGGAAAAGAGUACUUAUUCGUAAGCAACAUUGACAAUCUAAAGGCAGGCAUUGAUCUAUCCAUACUGCAGUAUGUGAUAAAGGAUAACGUAGAUUUUCUGAUGGAGGUAACAAAGAAAACACGAGCUGACGUAAAGGGAGGGACUCUGAUAGAGUACGAUAACUCGCUGAGGCUCCUGGAGAUAGCUCAGGUUCCAGAGGAAAACAAGUCCGACUUUACGAGCAUCAGGAAGUUCAAAAUAUUCAACACAAACUCCAUAUGGAUAAACUUGCAUGCUCUGAAGAGCAUUCUGGACAAGGGAGGAAUGGAGCUGGAAAUAAUUGAAAAUAAAAAAAAGCUGGAAAACGGAGAGAGCGUGAUACAGCUGGAAACUGCCAUUGGGGCAUCGAUCAGGUACUUUUCAAACUCAAAAGGGCUAAUUGUGCCCAGGAGCAGGUUCCUGCCCGUUAAAACAUGCAGCGAUCUCUUUCUUCUCCAAAGCACGCUUUUUAAAAUCGCACACGGCACCCUGUCUAUCUCGCAGAACAGAAUCACAGACACCAUCCCAAUCAUAAAGCUAGUUGGAGACUGUUUUAAGACCGUAUCCAGCUACAAAAAACACGUAAAGGGCCCUGUUGCCAUAGACGAUCUAGACCAUUUGACCGUCAGCGGGAAUGUUACGAUAGGAAAGAACGUAGAGCUCAAGGGCACUGUUAUAAUUAUAGCAGAAGAAGGAAGGUCUAUACACAUCCCAGACGGCACGCUUUUGGAUGAUAAAGUGGUGACAGGUAAUCUGAACGUUGUGGACCACUAG
This is a messenger RNA of Nematocida minor, 1515 nucleotides long. Its product is annotated as UTP--glucose-1-phosphate uridylyltransferase. Gene Ontology annotation, molecular function: UTP:glucose-1-phosphate uridylyltransferase activity. The coding region runs from base 1 to 1515 and encodes 504 amino acids. Gene Ontology annotation, cellular component: cytoplasm. Gene Ontology annotation, biological process: UDP-alpha-D-glucose metabolic process; glycogen metabolic process. The record is from RefSeq and is a predicted model, not a curated record. The transcript has a single exon. Lineage: Eukaryota; Fungi; Microsporidia.